Molecule: messenger RNA, 2398 nt
Organism: Rhincodon typus (whale shark)
Lineage: Eukaryota; Metazoa; Chordata; Chondrichthyes; Orectolobiformes; Rhincodontidae
Product: receptor-interacting serine/threonine-protein kinase 2-like
Exons: 11
Coding region: 353-1792 (479 amino acids)
Biological process (GO): innate immune response; protein phosphorylation; signal transduction
Molecular function (GO): JUN kinase kinase kinase activity; ATP binding; protein binding
Source: RefSeq, a predicted model, not a curated record
UACAAAUCGGUGGAAACCCCUGGCAGCACCCUCAGCAGCGUAGGGGAGGGGAGGGCAAUCCUUGUGACUGAAGUGGUCCCAGAGACAGCUCAGUACCACCACCUCCAGGCCAACACAGGUUGGGAAAUUAAUACUGUCGGAGUGCACAAAGCUGAAGAAGGGAUUUCAAAAACGAAAGCUCCGGCGCGAGAUAACACAGUGUAGAGCUGGAUGAACACAGCAGGCCAAGCAGCAACAGAGGAGCAGGAAGGCUGGUGUUUCGGGUCCGACGCGAGAUGGCCAGUUUAGGGGAAGGGCUUUUGUUUUAAGCGCCGAGUGAUAGCAGUAACACAGUGUCCAGGGGUGACGGAGCAUGGAGGGGGAGUUUGCACAGCAGGAUUCCCCAGGGCUUGCGGGACUGUACCCGGGGAACCACGAGAGACGGCCCGGGGAGAGCCCAGCUUCUUCCUUCACUGCUAUCGCGCCCAGGGAUUUACAGCAGAGGUGCUCUAUCGGCUCCGGGGGCUUCGGAGAGGUUUACAAAGCUCGGCACCACUCUUGGGGGAUCUGGGUUGCAGUCAAGUACCUUAGGGUGAAUGGGAGUGACAAGCAGGAGUUGUUAGAAGAAGCAAAGAAGAUGCACAGAGCGCAAUUUGAACACACCCUGCGGUUGUACGGAGUUACGGAAGAUAACAUGAAGGAUGGACAGCCAUCAUUGGGAUUAGUAACAGAAUUCAUGGAGGCUGGAUCAUUAGAUAAACUCCUUGUGAACUAUGAUGUCCCAUGGCCUCUGCGCCUGCGUUUUGCAUAUGAAAUUGCUUUAGGAGUGAACUACCUACAUAACCUGAAGCCAGCACUCUUUCACCAUGACUUGAAACCUGCCAAUAUUCUACUGAAUAACGACUAUCAUGUGAAGAUCUGUGACUUUGGCCUGGCCAAGUGGCGCAAAUCCACAGGGCAGUAUAGCUGUGAAAGUAGCAAAUUCGAGGGGACACUUAGUUACAUACCACCCGAAUGUUUCAAGGACGUCAAUACCAGAGGAGAUGUGAAGUUUGAUGUGUACAGCUAUGGAAUUAUCAUCUGGGAGAUAAUAACUUGCCAAAAGCCUUACAAAAAUGCUGUAAAUUCUCAGCAAAUAAAACUCUGUGUGGAAAGGGGUGCCAGGCCAGACUGUGAUGCGAUUCCUCAGGAUCUACCAGAAUCAGCUGAAGUACUUAUUCCCCUGAUGAAGAAGUGUUGGCAUUCAAUCCCCGAUGAACGGCCAACCUUUUUAAGGUGUGCUUAUGAUUUGGAACCAACGCAGUCAAAUGAGCAGGACAUUCAAGUUGCAAUCCAGGACCUGACAAAACAGAAGUCACAGUCUGUGGAUGGAGUUUCUGACUGGGCAAUGCUGAGAGAUAGUGAAGACAACAGAUCCCUUUAUGAACCGGUCGAGGAACAGGAUGGGCCCAUCAACUUGGUCGAACCAGUUCCGGAACAGAAUGAGCCCAUCAAAGUAGUUGAACCAAGGCAGAACACAAACCAAAAGGAAGUUGUAAAGUGUCCUCUCUCCAUUCCUACUUCGGAAGAAUGUAUGACCUUAGCCGACUUGGUCAACAGAGACUGGAAGAUGAUUGGUAGAAGUUUGGAGUUGACCGAGGGUGAUAUCAGUACUAUCGAUGCUGACUAUGAUAUAGAUGGCUUGAAGGAGAAAGCUUACCAGAUGUUUCAGAAGUGGAUACAGAAACAAGGGAGACAUGCCACUCGAGAAACAUUAUUCAGGAAAUUUAAGUUGAUGGGGCGGUCCGAUCUGGUGAUGUACUUGUGCAGUUGAUGCUGCGAUAGGUUUUUAGACUUGCUGUCUGUCCUCGUUUAUAAUGAGUCCGCAGAACCCAUUUUUAACUCCUUGUAUUUUCAUUUCAUGUCAAAUGGAUGUUGCACCUUGUGUUUACAACCGGUGCAUGCGUGUGAAUGAGGAAUGGAAAAGGUUGCCUAUCUUGCUUGGUGUUAAUGGAAGUGGAAUUUGUCCCAGGCUUCUCAAGUAACUCUUGGCUGUAAACAGAUUCAAGGAAUGGUAAUGUUUCAGCCAGCAAUAGUCUCACAUCAGGGGAGGUGAGAUGAUGGGUUUGACCUAGGUCUCAGCUCUGCCCUGUGGAACUGGAUCCUCAGCUUUCUGACCCCCAGACCACAAUCAGUGAAGAUAGAUAACUGCACCUCCUCCACAAUAACCCUCAACACUGGAGUCCCCAAAGAUGCGUCCUCAGCCCCCUAUGUGCUCCCUGUAGACCAUGACCAUGUAGUCAAAUUCCAAAUGAAUGCUAUCAACAAGUUUGACGAAACUACCGUAGUAGGACAGAUAUCAAACAACGACGAGUCAGAAUACAGAAAGGAGAUAGAGGGCUUCAUGUCAUGGUGCAAUGAUAACAAACUCUCUCUCAAU